Messenger RNA from Microbotryum saponariae, 2159 nucleotides. Lineage: Eukaryota; Fungi; Basidiomycota; Microbotryomycetes; Microbotryales; Microbotryaceae. The record is from the annotation of a GenBank genome assembly.
AUGUCCCUGUCUGCACCGCACGAGACAUUGAUCCGCCAUCGCUCGCUGUCGCAUCCACGCCCGUCGCCGACACACGUCUUCGCGUAUGGCACCGCCGGAUUUCGAUGCGCGUAAGUCGCCCGCGAGUCGCGUAUCAACGCGUGACAAGUCGCACGCGUGACAAGUAGCUAUGAGCAUUUCAGGCUGACUCUCGAGUCUCUAUGCUUCCAUGUGUGUCCUACCCAUCACGACCGAAUCGUCCGCGGGCAUGCGCACUCGCCGGGAUGUGUUUCGCAUUCCCCCCCCCCACUUGUGGGACGGACUGGGCUGCCUGACCGCUAGUGCCGACUUGCUCGAAUCGGUCGUCUUCCGAGUCGGCCUCCUCGCCGCUCUCAGGUCCAAGAAACUGGGCAAGACAGUCGGAGUCAUGAUUACGGCUAGUCACAACGUGGAAACGGUCAGUCGCUUUGACCUCUAUUCCGAACCGCACUGACCCCUUUGCGAACCGUGUGCAAAUCUUUUUUCCCCGAAAACCACACGACAGGACAAUGGCGUCAAAGUCGUCGACCCACACGGCGAGAUGUUGACUUCAUCAUGGGAAGCCCACGCAACGACGCUCGCUAACGCACGCAACGAAGAACAACUCUACAAAGCCUUGCUCGAUCUCAUCUCGUCCGAAAAGAUCGACUUCAGCAGCUCCGGCCACGUCGUCUUUGGGUACGAUACGAGGCCGUCUUGUCCUGCUUUGGUCAAGGCGUUACAUGAUGGGUUGGAUAGUAUGGUCGUCAGAGAGACGAAUGCGGGAUUGGUCACGACGCCGCAGUUGCACUACCUCGUGAGGUGCUACACCACCGAAGGGACCAAGGAGGCAUACGGCGAACCGACCCUCGACGGGUACUACCACAAGUUGGCCAAGGCCUACGCAACACUUGCUGUGGGUUGGCACUCUGUCUGGAUUAUCUCAUCCCCUCGCCAGUGUUGCUGAUGCAUCCAAUACCUUCAAUAGACGGGCCGACCGCUUCUCCCUGCUCUGACAGUCGACUGCGCCAAUGGCGUCGGAUCCCAAGCCGUCUCCUCCUUCCUUCCCAUCGUCACCCCCUCGAUCCUCCCCUUGAUUCUCGUCAAAACAGCCACCACGACCCGAGGGGCUCUUAACCACGACUGUGGAGCCGACUACGUCAAGAUCCGUCAAACUUCUCCACCGGGGAUUCAAAUGAUCCCUGGUCAACGGUAUUGCUCCUUUGAUGGGGAUGCCGAUCGGAUCGUUUACUACUUUGCCGAUGGGGAAGGGACGUUCCACUUGUUGGAUGGGGAUAAGAUUGCUACUCUGGCGGCCAAGUUCCUGAUCGAUCUGGUGGACAGGGCAGGAUUGCAAGGCGGGGUCAAGGUCGGGGUCGUGCAGACCGCAUAUGCGAACGGGGCUUCGACGGAGUAUUUGACCGAGAUAUUGGUCAGUCCGAUCGACGUGGUUGUGAUCUUUCAGUGGCACCAAAGUCUCAAUUUAUUCUCCUACGCCUACAGAAAGUACCCGUAACCUGCACUCCAACAGGAGUCAAGUACCUUCACCACGCCGCGGAAUCCUACGACAUCGGCGUUUACUUUGAAGCCAACGGGCAUGGCACCGUACUUUUCUCCCCUCGAUGCCUAUCCCUCAUCGAAGCGAGCGCAAUCCCCUCCACCGCCUCCGAAGCAUCCAAGAAUCUAUUCGCCUUGACCCAACUGAUCAACCAAACUGUUGGUGAUGCAUUAUCGGACCUUUUGCUCGUCGAGACCGUCUUGCUUCAUCUUCAAUGGAGUCCCUACGAUUGGGAUGCGUCGUAUACCGAUCUCCCGAAUCGACUUGUCAAAGUUCUCGUUCAGGAUAGGACCAUCUUUGAGACGACGGAUGCGGAGAGGAAAGUUGUCAAACCGGAGGGGUUACAGGCUAAGGUUGAUGAGGUCGUAGGGAAGGUCGAGAAGGGGAGGAGUUUCGUCAGACCUAGUGGGACCGAGGAUUGCGUGAGGGUUUAUGCUGAGGCCAAGACGAGGAAGGACGCCGACGGUAAGUCGUAUUGGGUUUUUUAUUUGUUGAGUAUGAUGCUGACUAGUUGCACGUAUUGGUGACAGAUCUCGCACAAGCGAUCGCUUCGCUCGUCUUUGAUCAGUAUGGUAAAGGGCCCAAGCCGGCGUUGUUCAAGUGA